Messenger RNA from Metarhizium brunneum ARSEF 3297, 1749 nucleotides. RefSeq names its product Transcription factor TFIIIB component B'' (gene bdp1). NCBI's taxonomy places the organism in Eukaryota, Fungi, Ascomycota, Sordariomycetes, Hypocreales, Clavicipitaceae. Gene Ontology annotation, biological process: RNA polymerase III preinitiation complex assembly. Gene Ontology annotation, molecular function: TFIIIC-class transcription factor complex binding. The record is from RefSeq and is a predicted model, not a curated record. Gene Ontology annotation, cellular component: transcription factor TFIIIB complex.
AUGAGUUCCAUGUUCAAGAAGAAAGGCGGGCUUGCCUUCAAGCCCAAGGCACCGGUCGCGCGACCAAGACCAGGGGCAUCGGCACCAACCACAAAAACCGCACCACCACCUCAACCUACAAUUGAUGACGGCUCGGAGACAUUGCCAGAGACGGCGCCGGAGGUUAUAGAAAAGGAACCAGAUACACACGAAAUCACGCACGGGGUGCCCCAAACCGCGGCUCAAAAACUAGCAAAAGAGCCUGAGAAAGAACUUCCCGUUGAACCAUCAAGGCGAACCACGAGACGGGCAUCCCAAUUAGAGUCCAGCUCACGACCGCAAGUUCCAAAAGAGACACCGGCAGCCAGUGGUACGACCUCAACCACUGUUCCUGUGACGGAGCCACCAAAAGCCGAUACUCCGUCACAAUCGGCACCGAGCGCGCGAACGAGACGUCAAUCAGCCGCCAAACCACCACCAAGAACUUCAAUAGAAACGCCCGAACAAUCUACAUCAUCAGAAGAAGGCAGCACAGCCAGGACUACAGCGCCACCAAGAGAAACACAGAGCUCAUCCGCAACUGCUUCAGAAGAGCCUACCUCCGCCUCUAGAGCAUCCAUCAGAACGAGGGCCAGGAGACCGUCAACAACUGGCGCAGAUGCUACCACAUCUGCACCAGAAGGCGAGCCUUCACGGCCCAAGAAGCGCCAGCGAAAAACAUCCCGUCAACAUGACGGCACUGAAACCCCCGCACCACGAAAGCGCAAGACUAGCACGCCCAAUGCCACCGGAUCACGAUCCAGUUCCCGCCGAGCCCGCUCUCUCACCCCCGAAGACGCAGAGGACCAGGUCGUCGACCUGCAAAAGCUCAAAAUGUCUGACUUAACACGGGACUUGCGAAUCGGCAAGAAAUUCAGUCGCCACGACGAACUGCGCGAGCGCGAGCGCAAAGCGCGUUUAAAAUUAAAACUCGACAAGGACGGCGACACCGCCAGCGAAGCAGGCGUCGACGGCACACAAUCCCCGGCACCAGGCUCAACGAACGACACAACCACCAAAGCCAACAGUAGCACCUCAACACCCUCAACAGCAGCAGCGGCAGCGGCGGCAGCGGCGGCCACAGCUGGCCCUCAAUUCCGCAUCGUCGACGGCCAAAUCAUCGUCGACCAGUCCUCCCUCGUCAUGGACCGGCACGCCCGCGCCGCCGCCGCCCGCGCAAACGAGGACAUGGAGACCAUUGAAGAAAACGACUUCACGCGGCUCAUCACCUCGUCCUCAUUCAUGAACACCUCCAAGCUCAGGGGCCCCAACGUCUGGACGGAUCCCGAAACAGAGCUCUUCUACCGCGGCCUGCGCAUGUUCGGCACAGAGUUCGAAAUGAUUUCCAAAAUGUUCCCCGGCAAACAGCGCCGCCACAUCAAACUCAAAUUCAACCGCGAAGAACGGCACAACCCGAAACUCAUUGACGCCGCGGUCAUGGGUGAGAAGACUAUAAGGAUAGACAUUGACGAAUACCGCGCGUUCACGGGUGCCGAAUUCGAAUCAUUGGAGACGAUUGAGGCGGAGCACCGCAAGAUCGAGGAGACUUACGAGGCGGAGAGGCAGAGGGUGGCGGAUGAACAGGCGGAGAUUAUGAGGAAGAAGAAGGAGGAGCUGUUUGCGGACGAGGACGGCGAAGAUGGCGGGCUCAAGAAGAAAGGCAAGGGCAAGAAGAAGGGCAAGCAGGCGAUUCAGUACGGUUUGAAUGGCGAGCCAAUCACAGGAGAUUGA